AAAUCAGAAAUAUCACACUGCCAUUAUUUAAAAUGAUGGCAUCUUAAAACAACCUCUUUGUAUAUUGACGGGCCUCAUUAUAUUUUUUUGUUAGAAACUGAGAGGAUGAAUAUGCUUAUCAUUUGCCUGAAGCAGCCUGUUGUUAUCAGCAAGAAGGAGGUGAUGAGAAUAGAAAUCCACUUUGACUUAGAGCUCACCGUAUCACAAGCUGCCAUUCAAGCCUUAGGAGAAGACAAACAGGUGUUGCCAGACCAGAUGAAAACCUCCCAGGAAAUUCCUUCUAAAUUUGAGAAAGAUGACACUGGGGUUCUUAGUAGCCACGAUGGAGAGGCAGGUAUGUGGGGAAGUGACAAAACUCUGACUGAACAAUGAUGAAAGCUAGCUUGGAAGAAGUCACUGAACACCCAGCAUCAUAUCAGUUUGAGCAUGAUAGUGCCCCUGGAGAAGAUCUGCUCAGAGCCUGGAAUCAUUUCCCCCACUUCAAUAUGUAUUUCCUCUGGGUCCAUUGGAAAUGACAAAGGAGAGCAAAUGCUGAGGGUAGCAGGGAGCAGGAGGUGGGGUUUGAGAGUCUUGUCUUCCCUCCAAGUCAGCCUUGGUCUAGAUUGGACACAUCUUUUCAGUUAUGUUCCAUGGUUGGUUUUUCGGAUUUGCCAUUUGAGGCAGGACCUAAUUACCAGCUCUUACCAAAGAAUGGUACAGUGCCCGAGGUGUGAAAUCCGUGACGGGCAAUCCAGUAUGCAGUGUAAUGCAUGCUUAUGUUUUUAAAAUUGUUUUUGU
Oryctolagus cuniculus (rabbit) is the source of this 777-nucleotide messenger RNA. The record is from RefSeq and is a predicted model, not a curated record. NCBI's taxonomy places the organism in Eukaryota, Metazoa, Chordata, Mammalia, Lagomorpha, Leporidae.